Messenger RNA from Haliotis rufescens (red abalone), 1909 nucleotides. Its product is annotated as putative ankyrin repeat protein RF_0381. The record is from RefSeq and is a predicted model, not a curated record. The transcript is spliced from 9 exons. NCBI's taxonomy places the organism in Eukaryota, Metazoa, Mollusca, Gastropoda, Lepetellida, Haliotidae. Gene Ontology annotation, molecular function: protein binding. Bases 570 to 1739 code for a protein of 389 amino acids.
UGAGUAUGAGUGGUAAUGGCGGCAAAGCGGGUACGUGGCAUUGAGAGUCACUGCAACAUUCAGUAACACAGACGAUGGUUAUUGACAAAAUAGUGGCUACAUCGUCUUCUAACUUGGAUCUACCACUCAUGCGUUCAUUAUGGGAUUAUAUGGAUAACCAACUUCUAUCUGCAAAAGUCUCCUUAAUGAAGCUAUGAAGAGGAACAGCCCAACACACGUCCCUCCGGACAGAGGAGGAGAAAGCCAUGAUGCUCCCUCACCUCAGACAGCUCGCAAUCCUGGAACAGAAUCAACAGCUGUCCCUGUUACUGGCGCUACAGGUCAAAGCAAGGUUGAAAAUCUUGAGGCAACAGGACUGAGGAAUUCCAGAUGUCAAGUACAAGCUGGCGUCAUUCAUGGAGGUGUCCACAUCUACUACAGUUCUUCUGGAGCAGAACUUAAAGAUCUUGACAGAGACUGUGUGGCUGAACUGAAGCUUCGUAACGUUGUUAACGUCAUGCAGCACCAAAUAACAGACUUGAAGCGACAAGUGGUAAAGCUCCACAAAAGAAAAAGAACCAGAAACCAGGAUGAAGCUUUUGAUGCGACAUAACGCCCCUUCCCUGUCUGAAACCAGCGGACACUAUUCAGGCGAAGGCGAUACGGAGUCAGUUUCAGAAGGUGGACACAGGUCGGACACAGAAGGGAAGAUGCUUCACCUAACGUCCAAGCGGGAGAUACAAGAGGGCAACAUGAAGCUGAUCUACUAUGACAGGAACCACAUGCUGAAUGAAGCUUGUCGGGAGGGAAAGUUAGAGAUAGUAAAGAACAUUUUGUCAACUGGUUCUGCAGAUAUAAAUAACAAAUCCCAGGAUGGCUGGACACCUGUCCUACUUGCAGCCAAUACAGGUCGAAAAGACAUAUUUGAUGAGUUGGUGAAGAAGGGGUGCAAUCUCUCAGCAGUGUUAGACAACGGCAACAAUAUCCUUCAUGUGGCAUGUUUAACUGGUAAUACUGAUAUCACAGAAUAUCUUACAGCAGUAGUCAGUAUUGACAGUAAAGGCAUGUAUGGCAGAACAGCUGUGAUGAAGGCGGCGGCUGUGGGCAAUAAAAACGUGUUCCAACUCCUGGUGGGUAAAGGAUGUAACCUGUCAGCAGUGGAUGAUACAGGUAACACCAUCCUCCACCUUGCCUGUUUUGGUGGCAAUGUGCACGUUGUCGAGUAUCUCAUCACUCACAAGAUAGCUGACAUAGAGAGCCGAGGCCAGGCAGGGAGAACACCGGUGAUGUUUGCAGCAGGGACGGGUGAUCAGAAGGUGUUCGAUCUCCUGGUGGGUAAAGGAUGUAACCUGUCAGCAGUGGAUGAUGGAGGUAACAACAUCCUUCACCUUGCCUGUGUUAGUGGCAAUGUGCACAUUGUCGAGUAUCUCAUCACUCACAAGAUAGCUGACAUAGAGAGACGAGGCCCGUUUGGGAGAACACUGGUGAUGAUUGAAGCAGAGAAGGGCAAACAGCAGGUGUUCGAUCUCCUGGCGGGUAAAGGAUGUGACCUGUCAGCAGUGGAUGAUGAAGGUAACAACAUCCUUCACCUUGCUGCAUUCGCAGGGACAGUAGGAAUUGUAAACCGACUUCUCUCAGAGUCAGCUGUAGAAGUAUCUGCCACAAACAACAGAGGUGAAACGCCAGUGCAGAUUGCACUGAAGUACAACCAAGGCGCUAUAGUGAAGAUUCUUAGAGCUAGAUCUGACACGCUGCUUUGAGUUUGGAGAACUAUUCAGGGCCAUAUCAAGGGGCAUAUGUCGGAGUGUCUCUGGAAGUGUACAUCUUUCAGAGCCGUCUGUGAUAAAUGUUUGUACAAAGAUAAAUGUCUUUUUUUCAAUCACUGUAUUUACAGUUUAUGUACGUGAUAAAAUAAAUGUUUCAAAUCAUU